Messenger RNA from Bombyx mori (domestic silkworm), 5196 nucleotides. RefSeq lists its product as uncharacterized. NCBI's taxonomy places the organism in Eukaryota, Metazoa, Arthropoda, Insecta, Lepidoptera, Bombycidae. The transcript is spliced from 4 exons. The record is from RefSeq and is a predicted model, not a curated record. The coding region runs from base 121 to 3882 and encodes 1253 amino acids.
ACAAAAUACCAAAAAACAUCUGAAACUGAAAGUUCCUCACAUACUGAAAUAUUAAAGCCAGUUACUGAAGUAUACAAUAUUGAAACAUCUAUACCAGAAAAGAACAGUGUGAAUUACCAUAUGCCUUUACUUGAUGAUGAGUUAAUACUUGAAAAGAAAAUUGAAAGUGAUAACAAAAGAAAUGUAGACCUGCUCAAAAAAAAUAAAGAUUCAUUGACACGAGAUAGCUGUCAAACUAUAAAGCUUAACGAGAGCAUGUCUGUCAAUGACAGUCUAUUAGAUGACCUUGUCUCUGAUUAUAAACAAGAAUCCAAAUUAACUAUUACCUCAGUAACACAAGGCUCAGGAGCAAUUAUCACAAUACCGUCAAAGAAUGAUUUCAAUAAAAAAAUAAAGGACCAGUGCAGUCAAACUGACACUAAGGACAACGUCUUAUUGAGUAAGCUUCCAUUUCCUUUUAAUCACGCAUUUAACAAAGCGGACUCGUCACCUAGAAUAGAAAUAAAAAGCAACGUAGUCAUAAGACCCGCUAGUGAAUGUGAAAAUAAAACAUCAAUUCAUCCAGUUACAAAAUCUAAUAAUAGUAUCAGCACUCUUAUCAAUGCCGCUGAAGCUAUAAGUAAAAUUGAACACCAGUUUAAAUCUCCGGAACCGAAAAAAGACUCAGAGUUAAAAAAAAAGCCGUACGCAUCUGGCAAUUCAGAUAAUAAAUUGAGCAUUUCUAAUAAGGCACAAAAAAACGAAUAUCCCAAAGAUUCAAUAGUUUCUACUGACAAUAAUCAGAAUCCAAAGAUAUUGCGAAAGAAUCCUCAAGUUGUAUUACAAAGAACGAAUUUGGAUCAAAAAACCGUAUCAAGUAAAUCUCGAAAGUUGUUGCAAAAGAAUGAAAAAAUUGAAGAAGAUAAUGUAACUGCAAGUAGUCUUUCGUCUAACGAGAUCGCAUCAAAGCGAACUCAUCAAGAAAGUUGCGAUGUAAAUGACUUCGAAAGCUUGAUAACGGAAAACCAAAUUUAUGAAGACAAAAUAGUUGUGAAGGAAAAAACACAAGAUACGUCACAAGAGGACGACUUGAAAAAGGUCAGAGUUACGAUAACACAGAAGCAAACGAAAUUAAUCGAUAAACCUACUGUUCCUAUAACUAAGAUUGGCGAAAAACACUCACAGAAAAAGAAUGCACAAAAAUUUGUUCCCAAUAAAAUACCAGAUAAAAUUGUAAAACGUAGAAUAGCAGAAAUAAUUGCAAAUAUCAAAGAAAGUCAAAGAAAAGCCAAAGAACAAUAUGCACAAAGAAAAGCUGCUGAAAAAGCAAUGCAAGACAAAAUUAGUAAGGAAGCUGAAAAGUUCAAAAAACCUUAUGAUAAAAAUACAAAAAACAAAAAAACUGAAAAACUGGUACAAACUAAAGCGACUGAAACGACUACGCAGAAAGGAACUGAAAGAAAGGCUCUAGAUAAAGUGUGCGAUAAAGUUGUUCAAAAUAAAUUAAUAAACACACUUACACAGAAUAAAGUCGUUGAAAAUUAUUCUCAUUUCAACAAUACUGAAAAUUUUUUACAAAAUCAAUUUACAUCGAACUCUGAACAGAUGGUUCCUAAAAAUCAUAUAGAAAUUAAAAUAGUCGAUAGAUCAAAAGGUGAAGUUAGUAAAACUCCUAUCACAUCUACUGAUGGUUCGAUACGUAAAAUAACAAUAGAAAUACCAGCACCAGAUAACGUUGAACAACAGCCAAUAGUCGGUGAUAAAUCACUACAAAUGCUUAUCGAAAAAUCAGUACAGAAUAAAAGCGAUAUAGUAGGGACCACGGUGCAAAGUGUGCCCAUGAUCGAGAUAACUCCACAUACAGUUGAAGAGCAACCAUUUCCUACCGACGUUCUAGAAAUCGGACCUUUGAAUCGAACUUUUAUCGACGUUCCUCCACAAUCUAACGUAGUGGUACAACCGAACUUUGUAUAUCUAAGCAACUUACCGUACCCAAAUGUUAUGAUGUUCCCGAAUCCUAACUUAGGUCCAAGCAAUGCCUUACCGAAUCACAAUAUUUACCACUAUGGCCAAACCGAGCCCAUGCCUGAAUAUCAUCUAAUACCCCAACCACCAGAUCCUCAACUAGAAUAUUAUAAUUUACCACAAGCACAAUCUUUGAAUGCACCGAAAGAAAUACAACUUAUUACUCCAAACGGAAACGUCAUACAAACUGUAACGGCAAAUAAAGACUUGAUGCUCCCAACUAACCAAAACUUUGCAAUUAAUCCUCAAAUGUACUAUGAAGUAGAUGCUGAGGGUAAUUUAACUCCACUUGGGAAUUUAGGCUACAAUCCGUUGAUACCAGAAUGUGAUCCAGUCGUGGAUCAGAAUAAAAACGAAGAUGUAGUCACGGUUUGUCCACCAGAUGCUAAUAUACCAACAAAAAUCGUUAAGGCGAAUGUAAAAGCCAUGGCACCUAAAGUAAAUGAUGAAGUGAGCACUCUAGAUUUAUACGAAAAGCGCAGAAGAAUAAAAAGAAUCAAAUAUUUAAGUAACAGACCAACGAAAGUUCUUUCGAAGAAAUCUAAAUCAAAAAGAGUUUAUGACAACCCCAAGUACAUUAUAACGCCUAGUAAAGUGAGUGAAGAGGUAUAUAAGGAGUAUUUAAGUAAAAUUAACGAAAAAGACGGAAGCAGCAGUGAUAGUGAUGAUGAUGAGGCUCAGCUGAAACAAUACCUCGAAAUAAUCAGUAAAUAUGCAAUUAGGGAUGAGAAUUUUACAGAUAAAACGAAAUAUAUGUCCGGAUUGAAAUUGAUGACAAAAGAGGCUUAUCAAGAAAAACAAUCAGAAACCCGAAGAAAGUCUCCAAGAUUCAGUACCGUGGCCUCAGCUAACAUCACUAAUGGUAAAGACGAUCGCUUCCCACAUGCACGUCGCGAUACAGAUACCUCACCUCCGGCCUCUGAACAGCACCUUAAAGACAAUCUUGUCGGCACAGACAAUUCAAUAUUGCAACACAAAAAGAGUUUCUUAUCACUGCUGAAUUUAGGACAGGCCACUGAGAAAUAUAAAAAAGGCUACGAAAGAACAUGGCAAGAGAAUGACAAGAAAAGGAAGCGAAGACACGACCCCGACGACGACGGCCCCGGUGCACACAAACCAAAAGAGCCCAAAGUCAACAUGCACUUCGAUACUAAUAACCAUUUACAACUACUCUCGCAAAUUAAAAUAUUUGUUAACGAAAACAAUAAUCUCAUCAAGAAGCGAAUAGACGCCACUGCAGAUGAGGAAGAAGACGAAAGCAUAAAAGUCCUAGCCGACAAAAAUUUUUCAGAACUAAGUCGUCUAUCCAAGAUGGCCAAUAGAAGCGUUAAACUCUUCACGGGACAGGACACGAAAAAGAGAGACUUGACCCCCGGCUUUGACAGCGAGAACAUUGAAAAAUCAGCAGAAACCGUCGAGAGGAAAUUCAUAGAAUUAAAAAUACCGAAUUGGGCGACAAACGUGCCAUUGUCAGAUGUCAGCAGUGAGCCGCUCCACGCGCUGUCAUCGCCAGCCAGUGACGUGUCUGCAGGCCUGCCACCUGCGCGGGAGGCUCCUGCCAGGAGGCCGGUGCGUCAGGUGCGGGACGCAGCCUGCCAAGCCACACCGUUGACUUGGCCAGGAUUCGAGAGUUUCAAAAGAGGCUUCCAGUUGUUCGAUGCAGGCCGUCGCAAGGAAAUGGUCCUACUGCAUCGUCUGAACACCGGUCUCAGAGUAGAAGGAGCUCGGAUCACUCGACUGGCCUCCCACGAGUCGGAUAGGGCCAAAGCAUUAUUAGCCGAGCGAGAGCACUUGGCUGCAGAAGAACGUAUCAUAAGGAAAUCAUUGCACAAACUGUGUCGAGCCGUGGAAACAAUUCGGCGAGCCCCGGUUCAGUGAUUUAACACUUCAAUGGUUGUAUUUCCACACAGUGUUCGGCUUCAAAGCGACAAAAUGACAAAUAUGUACUAAAGCAAUAAAAGUUAGGUAGGACGUCUUUUACAAAAAACAUUUACAGGAUUUUUAGGUGUUAAAUCAAUGUCUUAGGAUAAUAAGUAUUCUUAAUGUGUAUGUUUUUUAGUUUGUGUCAAUUAUUUGUACAAAUAUCAUUCGGAAUUCAAUUAUAGUUUAAGUUAUUCAUAAACGGAAAGCAAUUAGUUUUAAGCCUACUUGUUAAUUUACAAUGAAAAAAAUCCGGCCUUUUUUACAAAGUUUUACUAUAUAUAAUAUAUAUAAUGUACUUUUAUUAUACUAAAUUAUAUUCCUCAUCGAAUAGAUAGUAUGUAUAAUACCAAUGAAUGUAGAAAAACAGGCAGGGAAUAUUUUAAAGUAGAUAAAAAUUACUAGUCUUAAAAAAAUUGGUUUUGUAAUAUUAGAUGUAUAUAGAUGAGCCUGAAGUUUAAUAUUGAUGUAGUAAUGUAGAUUAACUUUUGACUAAUGCCUUGGUUUCGCCUUGUGUUGAAGUGCUCGCCCCGCGGCGAUGGCUGUUUCCGAGAGCGACCUAUGAGCAGUAAGUUCGUUUAGGCGGAGUCAUUAAAAAUGGUCACCGGUGCUUCCGUUACUGCGAUGGUUCUGAAUGUUCGGACUGCCGUAAUGUGAUAAGUCGUCUCAUCAUUAUCCUGCCCUUCUCCCAGUCACCUGGUGUCGGCGCAACAUGUUUUCUCCUUCCAUACUCCUCUAUCAUAUACCAUUUCUUCGCUCACUCCCCUCUUACACAUAACGUCAUUCACGCAAUCCAUCCAUUUCUUCUUAGAUCUACCUCUUCCUCUAUAUCCUUCCACAUUCAUAGUUAGCAUUCUCUUACCAACCUCAUUUUCAUUUCGUCUCAUCACAUACCAUCCCAAACGCGCAGUUCUCAGCUUCUCUGUCACAGGUGCCACUUUCAGACUUCCUCUAACAUAUUCAUUCCGUAUUCUAUCCAUUCUCGUUACUCUACACAUCCAUCGCAACAUUCGCAUCUCUGCUGCAUGCAAUCGCCGUCUGAUAAGUCGUCUCUGAAAACAUUUUUCCUGUUAGUCUUGCGAGGUCGCUUAGUCUGUGCGAUUGUUUCUUACGAACAGCCGGUCCGAUAUAGCGACAACGGGACCCCACUAAUGGAGUUAGCUCCUGUCGAUCAGACAAGAAUUGUGUAAUAGAAAAUUGUGCUUAUAGAAAGGAUAUCUGUUAGAGCCAAACCAAACAUAAUAGACACUGAAAUAAAUUUAUGUAAUCACA